AUGUUCCGCAACGCCCUCCGACAGUCGACGCGCGCCGUCGGCGCCGUCUCUGCUGCCGGCAGAGUCGCUGCCAUCCGAAAUGCCGCACCUGCCGUCUACAGCGCCACGUCGAUCCAGACUCGCUCAUACGCCGACGCCAAGGCAUCCCCGACCGAGGUUUCUUCCAUCCUCGAGCAGAGGAUUCGUGGUGUCCAGGAGGAGGCUGGUCUCGCCGAGACCGGCCGCGUCCUUUCCGUCGGUGAUGGUAUCGCCCGUGUUCACGGUAUGGCCAACGUCCAGGCUGAGGAGCUCGUCGAGUUCGCCUCCGGUGUCAAGGGCAUGUGCAUGAACCUCGAGGCCGGCCAGGUCGGUGUCGUGCUUUUCGGUUCUGACCGUUUGGUCAGGGAGGGUGAGACCGUCAAGCGUACCGGAGAGAUUGUCGACGUUCCCGUCGGUCCCGAGCUGCUCGGUCGUGUCAUCGACGCCCUCGGUAACCCCAUUGACGGCAAGGGCCCCAUCAACGCCAAGGAGAAGCGCCGUGCCCAGCUCAAGGCCCCCGGCAUUCUGCCUCGCCAGUCCGUCAGACAGCCCGUCCAGACCGGUCUGAAGUCCGUCGACGCCAUGGUUCCCGUCGGCCGUGGUCAGCGUGAGUUGAUCAUUGGUGACCGUCAGACCGGAAAGACUGCCGUCGCCCUCGACGCCAUCCUCAACCAGAAGCGUUGGAACUCUGGCAACGACGAGACCAAGAAGCUCUACUGCGUCUACGUCGCCGUCGGCCAGAAGCGUUCCACCGUCGCCCAGCUCGUCAAGACCCUCGAGGAGAACGACGCCAUGAAGUACUCCAUUGUCGUCGCCGCCACCGCCUCCGAGGCCGCUCCCCUCCAGUACAUCGCUCCCUUCACCGGUGAUCAUUACCUACAACAAUUUGCUAACUUACUUCUUGCCUCCAUCGGGGAAUGGUUCCGUGAUAACGGAAAGCACUCUUUGAUCAUCUACGACGAUCUGUCGAAGCAGGCCGUCGCUUACCGUCAGAUGUCUCUGCUGCUUCGCCGCCCCCCCGGUCGUGAGGCCUACCCCGGUGACGUUUUCUACCUCCACUCUCGUCUCCUCGAGCGUGCCGCCAAGAUGAACGACAAGCUCGGCGGUGGUUCCAUGACUGCCCUGCCCAUUAUCGAGACCCAGGGUGGUGACGUUUCUGCCUACAUUCCCACCAACGUCAUUUCCAUUACCGAUGGCCAGAUCUUCUUGGAGGCCGAGCUCUUCUACAAGGGUAUCCGCCCCGCCAUCAACGUCGGUCUUUCCGUCUCGCGUGUCGGUUCCGCCGCCCAGGUUAAGGCCAUGAAGCAAGUCGCCGGUUCCCUGAAGCUCUUCUUGGCCCAGUACCGUGAGGUCGCUGCCUUCGCCCAGUUCGGUUCCGACUUGGACGCCUCCACCAAGCAGACCCUCAGCAGAGGUGAACGCUUGACCGAGCUCCUCAAGCAGAAGCAGUACUCCCCCAUGGCCGUCAACGAGAUGGUUCCCCUCAUCUACGCCGGUGUCAACGGUCACCUCGACAGCGUCCCCGUUGCCAAGAUCCUCCAGUGGGAGGCUGACUUCCUCAGCCACCUCCGCACCAACGAGGCUGACGUCAUGGCCACCAUCGACAAGGAGGGUGCCCUUAGCAAGGACCUCGAGGCCCGCCUCAAGGACAUCAUCACCACCUUCACCAAGAGCUUCCUGGGUUAA
Colletotrichum graminicola M1.001 is the source of this 1704-nucleotide messenger RNA. RefSeq names its product ATP synthase F1. NCBI's taxonomy places the organism in Eukaryota, Fungi, Ascomycota, Sordariomycetes, Glomerellales, Glomerellaceae. The transcript is spliced from 7 exons. Gene Ontology annotation, molecular function: ADP binding; proton-transporting ATP synthase activity, rotational mechanism; ATP binding. The record is from RefSeq and is a predicted model, not a curated record. Gene Ontology annotation, biological process: proton motive force-driven ATP synthesis; proton transmembrane transport. The coding region runs from base 1 to 1704 and encodes 567 amino acids.